This is a messenger RNA of Didymella exigua CBS 183.55, 1062 nucleotides long. Its product is annotated as sorbitol dehydrogenase 2. Lineage: Eukaryota; Fungi; Ascomycota; Dothideomycetes; Pleosporales; Didymellaceae. Gene Ontology annotation, biological process: D-sorbitol catabolic process. The annotation marks the transcript as partial. The record is from RefSeq and is a predicted model, not a curated record. Gene Ontology annotation, molecular function: L-iditol 2-dehydrogenase (NAD+) activity; zinc ion binding. The transcript has 2 exons.
ACUACCUCUCAGAACCCUUCUUUCGUCCUGAAGCAGAAAGAUGAAGUCGUUUACGAAGACCGCCCGAUUCCCGAACUCCCCUCGCCUUACGAUGUCCUUGUAAAGCCUAAGUGGACAGGCAUCUGCGGUUCAGAUGUUCACUACUGGGUCGAAGGCCGCAUCGGCCACUUCGUCGUCGAGAAGCCCAUGGUCCUUGGUCACGAGUCCGCCGGCAUUGUCGAGAAGGUCGGUGACCGGGUCACAACAUUGAAGGUUGGCGACCGCGUCGCAAUGGAGCCCGGUGUUCCCUGCCGCCGUUGCGUGCGCUGCAAGGAGGGCAAGUACAACCUCUGCCCGGACAUGGCUUUCGCCGCGACACCGCCCUACGACGGUACCCUCGCCAGGUACUAUACUCUGCCCGAGGACUACUGCUACAAGCUGCCCGAAAACAUGAGCCUGGAGGAGGGCGCGCUUAUCGAACCCACGGCCGUCGCAGUCCACAUCACGAGACAAGCAGCCAUCAAGCCCGGCGACAGCGUCGUCGUGUUCGGCGCUGGCCCUGUUGGGUUGCUGUGCUGUGCCGUCGCAAAGGCGUACGGCGCGAAGAAAAUCGUCACAGUCGACAUCAACGACGAGAGACUGAAGUUCGCACUCAAAUACGCGGCAAACGCCAGCUUCAAGAGCGCCCGCGUCAGCGCACAGGAGAACGCUGAGACCCUCAUCAAGGAGUGCGAGCUCGGCGCUGGUGCGGAUAUCAUCAUCGACGCCUCCGGUGCUGAGCCGUGCAUCCAGACGGCCAUCCACGCCCUUCGCAUGGGCGGCACUUACGUCCAGGGUGGCAUGGGCAAACCCGACAUCACGUUCCCCAUCGUGGCCAUGUGCACUAAGGAGCUCAACGUUAAGGGCAGCUUCCGCUACGGCGCGGGCGACUACCAGACUGCUAUCGAUCUUGUUGCGAGCCAGCGGAUCAGCGUCAAGGAGCUCAUUACAGGGAAGGUCAGCUUCGAGGAGGCCGAGAGAGCGUUUGCGGAUGUCAAGCAGGGUAAGGGGAUCAAGAUCUUGAUUGAGGGACCUAGGGAAUAG